CGCGCAUGCGCGGUGGCGCUGGAGGAACUGGGCUGGAAGAUGGCGGCGAUGGAGAGAGCCGGGAGGAGGCGGGGAAUGACGGCUGUUGUAGGGAGCUGCUGGGUCUCGCUCCAGGCUUGGUGUGGGCCGCUGCCGGCGCUGCUUCUCGCCGUGCUGGUGGCGGGCUCCUGCGAGGGGAAUUCGGUUGAGAGGAAGAUCUACAUCCCCCUGAACAAAACAGCGCCGUGUGUUCGUCUUCUGAAUGCUACACACCAGAUCGGCUGCCAGUCCUCCAUCAGUGGAGACACAGGGGUGAUACAUGUGGUCGAGAAGGAGGAGGACCUAAACUGGGUGCUUGCUGAUGGCCCACACCCACCCUACAUGAUAUUACUAGAUGGAAAUCUCUUCAACAGGAAGGUAAUGCAGCAGCUGAAGGGAACCUCACGAGUGUCAGGCCUUGCAGUGUCUAUUGCCAAACCUAACCCUCCCCAGGGAUUUUCUCCUGGUUUGAAGUGCCCCAAUGAUGGGUUUGGUGUCUAUUCCAAAGACUAUGGCCCUCAGUACGCACACUGCAAUAGGACUGUGUGGAAUCCAGUGGGGAGUGGGCUUUCAUAUGAGGAUUUUGACUUCCCCAUUUUUUUACUUGAAGAUGCCAAUGAGACUCAAGUUAUUAAGCAGUGUUACCAAGACCACAACGUCCCUACUGAUGGAUCUGGCCCUGAAUACCCUCUGUGUGCCAUGCAGCUUUUUUCCCACAUGCAUGCUGUCACCAGCACUGUUACCUGCAUGAGACGCAACUCCAUCCAAAACACCUUCAGCAUUAAUCCAGAGACUGUAUGCGAUCCUCUGCUUGAUUACAAUGUGUGGAGCACCUUGCACCCUAUUAAUUCAUCUGAAAAAGUUGAUCCUAAGAAGGAGUUUAUUAUGGUUGCUACACGGAUUGACAGCCAUUCCUUCUUCUGGAACAUUGCACCUGGGGCAGAGAGUGCUGUCUCCUCUUUUGUGACCCACUUGGCUGCUGCUGAAGCCCUUCAUAAGGCAUCAGAUGUUCAUUUGCUGCAAAGGAAUAUAAUGUUCACCUUCUUCCAAGGGGAGACUUUUGAUUAUAUUGGCAGUUCACGAAUGGUGUACGAUAUGGAAAAAGAUAAAUUUCCUCUCCGUUUGGAGAACAUCCAUUCUUUUGUGGAGUUGAAUCAGGUGGCUCUAAGGAAUGGCUCCAUUUUGUGGAUGCAUACAGACCCCGUCUCUCGGUUGAAUGCAACUAUUGAGCCCCAGAUUAAAAACCUGCUCGAUAUUCUGAGUAAUAGCAGCGUAGGAGCAAAUGUCACUUUCCAGGAAGUUGGAUUUUCUCAGUCUCUUCCUCCAUCUUCAUUCCAACGCUUCCUUCGAGCCCGGCACAUUCCUGGCGUUGUCCUGACCGACCACCAGGCUUCCUUCCAGAACAGAUACUACCAGAGUAUGUACGACACUCCAGAGAACAUCCGGAUGCAAUACCCCGAGGGGCUUAGCCCCGAGGAGACCCUGGAGUAUGUUACAGACACAGCCAAGUCUCUGGCAGAAGUUGCCACAGUGGUCGCCCGUGCUCUCUACCGGCUUGCAGGGGGAGCCAACGACACCUCUGCUAUUCAGGCAGAUCCAAAAACGAUCACUCAAAUGCUCUAUGGGUUUCUGAUUAAAAUGAACAAUUCCUGGUUUCAGUCCAUCAUUAAACCAGACCUGAAAGGGAUUCUGGGUGAUGAUGUUCCCCAGCACUACGUUGCUGUUUCCAGCCCUGUGAACACUACCUACCUUGUGCAGUAUGUUCUGGCCAAUCUCACAGGCACUGUUGUUAACCUCACCAAGGAAGAGUGCUUGAACCCUGAAAAAGCACCUAAUGCUGAGAAAGAAAUGUAUGACUAUGCCUGGGUGCAGGGUUCCCUGGACCCUAAUUCAACAUCACGAGUCCCCUACUGCGUUCGGUCAACCGUUCGCCUGAGCAAAGCACUCUCUCCUGCCUUCGAGCUGAGGGAAUGGGGAUCUACAGAAUAUUCCACGUGGACAGAGAGUCGAUGGAAGGAGAUCCGUGCCAGAAUAUUUCUAGUAGCCAGCAAGGAGCUAGAGAUAAUCACUUUGGUUGUGGGCAUUGCCAUUCUGGUCUUCUCUCUUGUCGCCACACAUUUUAUCAACGCCAAAGCAGAUGUACUUUUUAGCAUCCCUCGGGACCCUGGGGCUGUGGCUUACUGAAGAUGCUCUCAAAGCAUGAGAAGUCUUAGUCCUUGGAUUACAAAUAUCAAAGAGAAAACUACACUGGAAUGCCCCUCUCUCUGGAUAGGGACGGAAAUGGUUCUCUCCAGAGCCUCCAUGCUCAAGUUAGGAGCCCUGAAAUGUAAGAGACUGUGUGCCUAUCAAGCCCGAAAGAAAUUGUGACUGAGAAGUUCCCGAAGCCUUCUGUUUUUAAUUUGUCCUUCCUCUGAGAGACGUGAGAGGGUUGUUCCUGAAUGCCACCGAGGUGACAAAGCAAUGGACGUGUUCCCUACGUGAUGGUGAGGGUGGGAGGGGUAUUUUCUCUGGGAUAUGUGUGGACCAGUGCAUUUCCAUGGUGUCCAAUAGCAUGGGUUGCCUGUUAACGUCCAACAGUUGCUGUGAAUCUGUGUAUAUACUACAAUGCAGGGAGGACAAGCGUGUUUAACACAUGAUUAGUUGUAAAAUAUCCUUUUUUUUAAAUGGUGCAAUAUUUUCUGGGUUUUGUAUAUAUAUAUAUAAAUAGUUCUGUUUAAUUAAAAAAGAAAUCUCUGCUUACAGAUUAA
Tympanuchus pallidicinctus (lesser prairie-chicken) is the source of this 2765-nucleotide messenger RNA. RefSeq names its product nicastrin (gene NCSTN). The transcript has 17 exons. Bases 40 to 2202 code for a protein of 720 amino acids. Gene Ontology annotation, cellular component: membrane. The record is from RefSeq and is a predicted model, not a curated record. Lineage: Eukaryota; Metazoa; Chordata; Aves; Galliformes; Phasianidae. Gene Ontology annotation, biological process: Notch receptor processing; protein processing.